Molecule: messenger RNA, 836 nt
Organism: Leptinotarsa decemlineata (Colorado potato beetle)
Lineage: Eukaryota; Metazoa; Arthropoda; Insecta; Coleoptera; Chrysomelidae
Gene: CLS
Product: Cardiolipin synthase
Biological process (GO): cardiolipin biosynthetic process
Cellular component (GO): mitochondrion; membrane
Molecular function (GO): cardiolipin synthase (CMP-forming) activity
Source: RefSeq, a predicted model, not a curated record
GUAUUUUAUUCAUGAUUUUAUGUCGUUCUCUCUGAGUGGGAUCUUUGAAAUAAAUAAUUUUAUGACCAGCGACAAUGCUGCUUCAUUAACUAGGUGAUGGAGUGGUUCAGAUAUAUUUUAUAUUUACAUAUCUAAAUUCUACCUGAAAGCAGGAAUAUGCUAUCAAAAUCUAGUCGAUUUGUAUGGAAAAUCAUUCAGUGCCGAACAAUUGUAUCAUGUAGGAUAUCAGAUUCAAAAAUAAUUUCUUCACCUUUGCCAAUAAAUCCUAAUCAACAUUUGAGGUACUCUCUUCCCAGGCUGUACUGUUCAAAUUCUAAUAAAAACCCGUAUAUAGCUCAUGAUACUGAAGUAAUUCCAAAAGGGAUUAAAAAUAUCGAUGAAAAACCAGAGAAACUGAAAAAUACAGAACAAGACAGAGAAAUUUAUGUUCUCCAGGAUUUGAAAGAAUCUAAAAAAAAAAUUAAAGAAAAGAUUGAAGAAGUCGUUGAGAGAGAAAAUGUUUAUACUAUCCCUAAUUUUUUAUGUGUGGCAAGGAUAGCUAUAUCUCCUUAUUUAGGAUGGUUAAUAGUACAAUCUGAGUAUGAUUUUGCCCUGGUUGUUUUGGUAGUAGCAGCUGUAACUGAUUUGUUGGAUGGUUGGAUAGCCAGAAAAUGGAUCAGCCAGUCCUCUAAAAUGGGUAGUUUCUUAGAUCCAAUGGCAGACAAAGUACUUAUUGGAAUUUUGUUUUUGUCUUUGACAUAUGUGAAUCUAAUACCAGUUUUCCUAACAGGGUUGAUAAUCGCUAGAGAUGUAAUACUGGUGAUGGCUGGAUUCGUCAUAAGAUACAAAUCUCUUCC